Molecule: messenger RNA, 3175 nt
Organism: Pygocentrus nattereri (red-bellied piranha)
Lineage: Eukaryota; Metazoa; Chordata; Actinopteri; Characiformes; Serrasalmidae
Gene: slc30a1b
Product: solute carrier family 30 member 1b
Exons: 2
Coding region: 290-1735 (481 amino acids)
Biological process (GO): zinc ion transmembrane transport; intracellular zinc ion homeostasis; detoxification of zinc ion
Cellular component (GO): Golgi apparatus; membrane; endoplasmic reticulum
Molecular function (GO): zinc ion transmembrane transporter activity; calcium channel inhibitor activity
Source: RefSeq, a predicted model, not a curated record
GUCUGUUUAAAGGCUCAGAGCAGAAAAGUAAAAGUGGGUUAUUCCUCUCAGCGGGUCUGUGUAAAGCGAUGCUGAUACUCUUCUUUCCUGGCGUUGUUUGAAACGGCAUUCCUCCGCUCGUUGCCCGUAGCGACAUCGCGUCAGGCUCGUUAUUUACAGCCCGGUUUCUGAGCCGCCGAGGUUGCUGCAGACUGACCGAGGGCUGAAGGGCUUUGGGGGCCAACAUGUAAGCCAGUGCUGGUCCUGUUCUCACAAGCGCCUCUUGUUUUGCACAGCUCGGGGUAGAAUCAUGGCUCUGAGGCAGAAGCACGGGCGCCUGCUGUGCAUGAUCUGCCUAACUUUCAGCUUCUUCGUCGUGGAGCUUGUGGUGAGCAGAGUGACCGCGUCUCUGGCGAUGCUGUCCGACUCCUUUCACAUGCUGUCCGAUGUGAUCGCCCUGCUCGUGGCGCUGGUGGCCGUGCGCUUCGCCGAGAAGACCCAGGCCACCAGCAAAAACACGUUCGGCUGGAUCCGAGCCGAGGUCAUGGGCGCUCUGGUCAACGCCGUGUUCCUCACCGCGCUCUGCUUCACCAUCUUAUUGGAGGCCGUGGAGCGCUACGCGGACCCCCACGAGAUCGAAAACCCACAGGUCGUGGUGUGGGUCGGUGUGGCCGGACUGCUCAUAAACCUCCUGGGGCUUUUCUUGUUCCACGGUCACGCUGGAGCUGGUGGGCACGGACACUCUCACGGUGGGCACUCUAGGAAAUAUGAGAAGUCCGAUAAAUCGCCAAAGAAGGAAGCUCAAGAGGAGUCUUACAACCUCAUGAUAAAAAGCAACUGUGCUCAUCCAGGUGACCAUGCUGUCCAGAUUGAAUCAGACAUCGUCCUAAGUCAUAACCUGGAUGUCCAGAUGAAUGGCAACAUCUCACUGAAGUCACUUGAGCCCAGUACAGAUUCAGCCUCUCAGCUGAACAUGCGCGGAGUCUUCCUGCACGUGCUGGGCGAUGCCCUCGGCUCAGUCAUUGUUGUGGUCAAUGCUCUAAUCUUCACAUUUGUAUGGAGGCCGUGCCAUGGGGAGGAGACCUGUAGUAAUCCCUGCUAUAACAGCCACUGCUCUGACCACCAGCACACGCAUUCAGAAACAGUAGGCCUGUCCAAUGGCACUGCUGGUGUUAUCUCGGUAGCAGGUCCCUGCUGGGUACUCUACCUAGAUCCUACGCUGUGUGUAAUAAUGGUGGUCAUUUUGCUUUACACCACCUUCCCCCUUUUAAAAGAGUCAGCCCUCAUUCUCCUGCAAACCGUGCCCAAGCAGAUUGACAUGCAGAGACUGGAUGGUAAGCUGAGGAGCCUAGAGGGGGUCCUGGCUGUCCAUGAGCUGCACAUCUGGCAGCUGGCCGGCAGCAGGAUCAUCGCCACGGCCCACGUCAAGUGCCCCGACCCGACCUCCUACAUGGACAUAGCCAAACGCAUCAAAAGCUUCUUCCAUGAUGAAGGCAUUCACGCCACCACAGUCCAACCAGAGUUCUCCUCUGACACUAUGGAGUCUAGCGUCUCUGAGUGUGAGCUCCCCUGUUAUAGCCAGUGCGCCCCGAAACUCUGCUGUGACACAAACUGGAAAUCCGGGUCUGAAUCGGAAGCACUGGUGGGCACAGAGGAUUCCUCGAGUCAGAGCACUCCUCAACAACACACUGUCAGCUGGAAUAUCAAGCAGGAGCCAGAAGUUGUUCUGCAGGCGCAAAUGGAAUCUACAGUUUAAGUCCAAUACUGAAAUGAGACUCAAGUUAGCUAUAUCUUAAUAAUGUUUAUUACAUAUAUUAUUCAAGUUACUGUGUUGAAUUUGCCAAUUGCUCCAGAGCAGUUGUUGAGACAGAGUCUAAUCUGUUUAUGGCAGAAUUAUUAUUCUGAGAAUGGUGUACCUCAAAGCCAUAUUAGUUUUCUAAUCACAGUACUGUAUGUUUACCUGUUUAACAAAACUAAAUGCAUAAAAUUCCUGAUAUCACAGAUUGCUUCUGGUUAUUGAUCAGUUAGAUUUUUAUAAAGGACAAGAAAAACAUCUAGCAAAUAAAAUGUGAAUUAAAGGAGAGACUACUGUUUUGAUGGAUGUUGACAUUUUAGUAGGAUAGUGCAAUAAUUAACUGUAUUAUUUUGUUUUUUGGAGCACUUUAUAGCCAUAUUGUUCACUUCUUGCACAUCAGUGAGAGUACUACCAAAGUGCUUUAUGCAAUAUAAAUAUGUAUCGAUAAAGGCAUAAAAUAUUUACAUUCUGUGUUUUAUUAUGAUACUGUUAGCUGUAAUGUCCACCAGGCGCCAGAAGUUGGACUGCAGGCACCAAAACCUACAAUAUGAACAUGAAUAUAUUAAUAAGCCCAAAUUGAAAAAUAAAAAGGGUUUUCAUGAAUUUCCCUCAAAUGAGAAAAAAGUUAUUUACAUCUUAAUAACAUUGUUACAUAUAUUUUUGUAGGAACUGUGUUGGGCUGGCCUAGAAGGCCAGAGCAAUAGAACAAAAGAGAGUCAAAUCUGCUUAUGGUAGAAUUAUGUUUCUGAGAAUGGUGUACCUCAAAUCCUCAAAGCUAUGGUUUUUACCCAGAGUGCUGCAUUUAUAACUAGCAUAGAAAUGAACUAAAUGCAAUACAUAAAAUUCAAGAUUGCUUAUGGAGUUGUGUAUAAAGGAAAAACAAAUAAAUACAAAUACAGUAUGAACUGGAGGAGAUGCCAAAGAGUAUGCAAAAUUUUGGGUGUCCCUAGUCAAAACUGCAUGUUUUCUAAGUGGAAAUAACACAUCCUCUACGUCUGUCCUUUUUAAAUGCAUUUUAAUUGCUGUUUCUUUGCUGAAUUUAACAUUGUGAAUUCUAUUUAAUCAUAUAUAUAAUCGUCAUAUUUGCGUGUGUGUGAAAAAGUCAUGGCACAUUUAAAAAAUGAUGUUUGAUUUUUUUUCUUAAUAAGGUUAAAAAAAUAGAAAUUGUGCACUAAUAUUUGCAGAAAAAAUGCUAUAUUUAAGCUUGUUCCCUGUAGAGGAUCUAAAAAAUUCAUUUGAUCAGUGGUUUACAAACUAGUCAGACUGUAUACUGAUUUGAUGGAUGUUGAUAUUUUGGUACUGUAGUCCAUUAAUUGUUUUGUAUUACUCUGAAAAUCUAAUUUUAAAAGCUUGGAACACGUUAUAGUCUCAGUGUUCACAGAGCAUUUUUGUGUAUUGUAA